AUGUACGUCCGCCUCUGCGCCCUGGCUUUUGCAGCCAGCCUUCUCUCGUCGCCAGUUCUCGCCAUUACCGCCGACGAGAUCCCCUCCGACACCCCUGUGUCCUCUCUCCUGACUACCGCUCGAGCUUACCUCUCCAAGGGCCAGACGUCCGAUGCCCUCGUAUACUACGAUGCCGCUGUUGCCCGCGAUCCCUCCAACUACUUAACGCUGUUCAAGCGCGCGACGACCUACCUCUCCCUCGGCCGCACGAACCAGGCAACCGACGAUUUUAACAAGGUCCUCUCGCUCAAGCCCGGCUUUGAGGGAGCACAUGUGCAGCUGGCCAAGAUCAAAUCCAAGACCGCGGACUGGGACGGCGCAAGAGAACAGUACUUGCUUGCCAAAAAGGAUACCACCUCGCCCGAACUUGUCGCCCUCGAUGAGGCACAGGGUGCUGCUCGUCUUGCUGAGAUGGCCGAAAAGAGUGGCGACUGGGAGGCAUGUGUAGGGCAUGCCGGCGAGGCCAUCAUGAUCGCCAACCGGGCCAUUUCCCUGCGCGAGAUGAGGUCCCGCUGCCGUUUCCAGCGAGGUGAGGUUGAGGAGGGUAUGAGUGAUCUGCACCAUGUGCUACAGAUGAGGCCUGGCGACACUUCGCCACACGUCAAGAUCGCUGCUAUUACCUUCUACGGACUCGGUGAUCUCCAGAACGGCAUGGCCCAGACGAGAAAGUGCUUGCACUCCGAUCCCGACUCCAAAUCCUGCAGGAAGCUUCUGAAGCAACAAAAGGCUAUCGAGAAGACUCUGGCCAGGGUCAACAAGGCGUUCGACAAGAACCAGCCUAUGACUGGUGUCAAGCUCCUGAUUGACUCUGCCGACGAGACUGGCCUGAUCACGGAUAUCAAGAAGCAAGUCGAGGACCUCAAGGCCGACGGUACCAUUCCCCCUAGCGCCCAAUCAUCUCUAUAUAUCCAGGUGGCGGAAAUGGCAUGCCAGGGCUACUACGACAUGAACGGCAAGAAGGCUAAGCAGUACUGUGAAGACGCUCUCACUCUCAACCCUCAGUCAUUUUAUGGACUCUUGCAUCGCGCCAAAGUCAUGAUGGAGAAGGAAGAGUUUGAUGCGGCCAUUAAGUCACUCGAGGAAGCCAGCAACGCGCGGCCUGACAAGAAUGAUGUCGUUCAGCCCCUGAUGCAGAAGGCCCAGAUCGCGCUCAAGCGGAGCAAAACCAAAGACUACUACAAGGUGCUCGGCGUGGCACAUGAUGCUGACGAGCGACAGAUCAAGCAAGCCUACCGCAAGCUGACCAAGAUCCACCACCCCGACAAGGCCGCGAAACAGGGACUGACCAAAGAAGAGGCUGAGAAGAAGAUGGCGUCCAUUAAUGAGGCGUACGAGGUGCUCAGUAACCCUGAGCUCCGCGAGCGGUUCGACCGGGGCGACGACCCGAACAACCAGGAGCAAGGCAGCCCCUUCCAAGGCAACCCAUUUGGCGGCGGUCAUCCGUUUAUGUACCAGCAGGGGGGUGGCGGAAGCCAGCAGUUCCACUUCAAGUUUGGCGGAGGUGGCGGCGGCUUCCCCUUUUAA
This is a messenger RNA of Colletotrichum spaethianum, 1563 nucleotides long. Its product is annotated as protein DnaJ subfamily C member 3. Gene Ontology annotation, molecular function: protein-folding chaperone binding; misfolded protein binding. The transcript is spliced from 2 exons. Gene Ontology annotation, biological process: protein folding in endoplasmic reticulum. The coding region runs from base 1 to 1563 and encodes 520 amino acids. The record is from RefSeq and is a predicted model, not a curated record. Gene Ontology annotation, cellular component: endoplasmic reticulum. NCBI's taxonomy places the organism in Eukaryota, Fungi, Ascomycota, Sordariomycetes, Glomerellales, Glomerellaceae.